Molecule: messenger RNA, 7128 nt
Organism: Cornus florida
Lineage: Eukaryota; Viridiplantae; Streptophyta; Magnoliopsida; Cornales; Cornaceae
Product: DEAD-box ATP-dependent RNA helicase 21-like
Exons: 2
Coding region: 155-2275 (706 amino acids)
Biological process (GO): mRNA splicing, via spliceosome
Cellular component (GO): catalytic step 2 spliceosome
Molecular function (GO): RNA helicase activity; ATP binding; RNA binding
Source: RefSeq, a predicted model, not a curated record
UAAUUUCUACAACCUAUAGGAAACAAUCCUUGGCGUUGAGUUCUCUCUUCCCCUCCUGCAAUCAUCCAAGCGACUCUCACUCCCCUAGGGUUAGGGUUUGGGUUCAACUUCAAAUCAAAAAUCUGCAUCUCUCACAAAGCCUACUGUGCAUGAGAUGGGAUCGAAAGCAGUAGACUCCAACAACAAGCCAGUGUUUCUUACCAAGGCUCAGAGAGAGCAGUUGGCCCUUCAACGCCGUCAGGACGACAUCGCCCAACAGAAGCGCCGUACUGAACUCCUCCGCCCCUCCUCCUCCUCUGACUCCCCCACCGCCAAACCCUCCGAUCAUGACCCCACCACCACCCGCCACCACCACCACAACAACCACCACCGCUCCUCCCGCGAUUACGACCGCGACCGAGACCGAGAGCGCGACCGUGAGCGCGACCGUGAGAGAGACCGAGACCGCGAUUCGGAGCGGCGGAACCGCGAGCGUGAGCGCGAGGAAGAUCAAAAGGCUAGGGAGCGAGCCCGGUUGGAGAAGCUAGCGGAGAGGGAGCGAGAGAAGGAGCUUGAUUCCAUCAAGGAACAGUACCUAGGGUCCAAGAAACCUAAGAAACGGGUAAUUAAGCCUAGCGAGAAGUUCCGAUUCUCUUUCGAUUGGGAGAACACCGAGGACACGUCUCGGGACAUGAAUGCCCUCUACCAGAACCCUCACGAGGCUCGUCUCUUGUUUGGCCGGGGGUUUCGUGCCGGCAUGGAUCGGCGAGAACAGAAGAAACUCGCUGCCAAGAAUGAGAAGGAGCUCAGGGAGGAGAUUCGGAAGAAGGAUGGGGUUGAGGAGAAGCCGGAAGAGGCUGCUGCCCAGAGACUCAUGGAAGAGGCUGCUGAUCUCUAUGAUACUUUCGACAUGAGGGUCGAUAGACAUUGGUCAGACAAGAAGCUGGAAGAAAUGACAGAGAGAGACUGGAGAAUUUUCAGGGAAGAUUUCAAUAUAUCCUACAAGGGUUCCAAGAUUCCUCGGCCUAUGAGGAGUUGGGCAGAGAGUAAGUUGGGUGCUGAGCUGUUGAAGGCUGUGGAAAGGGCAGGCUACCAGAAGCCAUCUCCGAUACAAAUGGCAGCCAUUCCUCUUGGACUGCAGCAGCGUGAUGUCAUUGGCGUAGCCGAGACUGGUUCGGGUAAGACUGCUGCUUUUGUUCUUCCCAUGUUGACAUACAUUACUAGGCUUCCUCCUAUGAGUGAAGAGAAUGAGGCGGAGGGGCCUUAUGCUGUUGUGAUGGCACCUACUCGCGAACUUGCACAGCAGAUUGAGGAUGAAACAGUGAAGUUUGCACAUUAUUUGGGUAUCAAAGUGGUGUCAAUUGUUGGUGGGCAGUCAAUUGAGGAACAGGGUUUCAAGAUUAGGCAAGGGUGUGAGGUCGUGAUUGCGACGCCUGGUCGACUUAUUGAUUGCUUGGAGAGGCGUUAUGCUGUUCUGAAUCAAUGCAACUAUGUUGUUCUUGAUGAAGCUGAUCGCAUGAUUGAUAUGGGUUUCGAGCCACAGGUUAUGGGUGUCCUGGAUGCAAUGCCUUCUAGCAAUUUGAAACCAGAGAAUGAAGAUGAGGAGCUUGAUGAGAGAAAGAUUUACAGGACAACUUAUAUGUUCAGUGCUACGAUGCCACCCGCUGUGGAGCGGCUUGCUAGAAAGUAUUUAAGGAAUCCCGUGGUUGUCACCAUUGGCACGGCAGGAAAGACAACUGAUUUGAUCACCCAGCAUGUCGUCAUGAUGAAGGAAUCAGAGAAAAUGUAUAAGUUGCAGAAAUUGUUGGAUGAACUUGGGGAUAAGACGGCAAUUGUGUUUAUCAACACUAAGAAGUCUGCUGAUAAUCUUUCCAAGAAUUUGGAUAAGGCUGGCUAUCGGGUGACAACUUUGCAUGGUGGGAAGUCACAGGAGCAGAGAGAGAUUAGUCUUGAAGGCUUCAGGACCAAAAGAUACAAUGUAUUGGUUGCAACGGAUGUAGCAGGGCGUGGUAUUGAUAUUCCUGAUGUGGCCCAAGUCAUAAAUUAUGAUAUGCCUGGAAAUAUUGAAACGUACACGCAUCGUAUUGGACGAACUGGACGUGCAGGGAAGACGGGUGUUGCCACAACAUUCUUGACUUUGCAUGACACUGAGGUCUUCUAUGAUCUAAAGCAGAUGCUUGUUCAGAGUAACAGUCCUGUGCCUCCUGAACUGGCCAGACACGAGGCUUCAAAAUUCAAACCGGGAUCAAUUCCUGACAGACCACCUAGGCGCAAUGACACGGUUUUUGCUCAUUGAAGAUGGUCCAACAUCUAUGCAAUACUAGGAACAUAGUUAGGUUGAUAGGAAUAUCAGCACCUAGAUUGUUAUAAUGAGAAUACCAAAGGUCUAAAAGUGAGCACCUGAAAGUCCCAUGGUUCGAGGACACGGACGCGGCCGCCAAUGCAGAUGCUAACGCCAACGCUUUGUAAUGGACUUGUCGCUUUGAUUAUCGCCAUCAUAGAAAUUUCUUGACCUUUCAGAUCAUUAGAUGUGGCGAUAUCCACCGAUAUAUCAGUGAGUCUUGGAUUUGGACUCGCCUCGGCUGGUAUGGAGAAUGAUGCCCGAAACAGGUAAGCUUGUAUUGUGGUUAUUUCUGCUUGUAUGUUUUCUUUUAAUCUUUUUCAGUAUUGAAAGGACACAAAGUUAACUUAAACUAUUUCACUUUGUAUCUAUAACAUCUAAUCUACUUUUGCAACUUAAGAAAAGACCUAGAGAUGAAAUAUGGCCAUGAUUGUGUGACCAGGUGUAGUUGUUAAGGAUUUUAGCAUCUUAACUUGGAUGGGAACAUUUAGCACACUGCAUUUCCACGGCACUUCAUUUUUCAUCUUGAUUGUCACACUAAAUCCCAUGUCACACUAAAUCCCAUGUCGCCAUUUCUCCUUAUCAGUACCUGAUGGUGUACUUGUAAGGCUUCCUUAUACCGUAUUUUGCACCUGGAUUCUGGAAAGAAACUUUGCAAGGUUUUCUCUCUCUUUGACUGGCAUAUUUAAAUAUUUGCACGGCUUAACAUAAGAUUCUGAAUUUGGUCAGCGACGGUGGAAAAACAAUCUGAUGUUGGAAAAUCUCUCUAACGGAUGAACUUAUCAAAAAAAAAAAAAAAAAAUCUCUCACAGAUGCAACAGCACCAGUCAAAUGGAAUUACAUACUACAGUACAUAAUACCGAUGUUGCUUUAUGCCUCUUACGAGAUGUCUGCAGAUAUUGAAUGUGUUUGUUUACCUUCAUGCUUAGCUAUUAUAUUCCUGGAAAUUGUCUACUAACAUUAACUUCCCGCAUUCCUUCACAAGUUCUUAAUCAGUCAUCCUUAUGGUGUUGAUGGCAUAAAGAUGAUUCAUUCUGUCAUUAACAAUGAAAGCAGUAUCACUUCUGUAUGAUACGGCUUACUUCAGUAAGCUUUCUGGUAAUCUUAUUGGACCUUGGAGGAUGUAUAAUCUUAAAGAGAGAUCGGGCGAUAAUUUCUUAAGCAGGUUGCUCCAAGUAUCAAACGUGAGGAACUAGUGCCAGAAAAUCUGGUUGUUGGGAGUUUAAUAAGAUUUAUCAGUGCCUUUUUACUUAUCAAAAAAAAAAAAAAAAGAUUUAUCAGUGUCUUUUGACCUUUUUGACCUCAUAAAUUGUAUAUGAGCAACCCUUGAUUGUACAAUUUUUGCUUAAAGUUUUCAGGAAUCUUGUGUGGGAGAUCCCAUUUGUCUUGCUGAUGAUAUUAACUCUUUAAUGUACCUCCCCUGAACAUGGAGGUGGUGAAUUUGUAAUUUGAUGUUUGGGAAUAGCUCACUCCAAUUUGAUAUCAAUGGGUAGAAUUUUUACUUUGAUGCCAGGGGGAUGUACUCAUCUUACAUGCUCUAAAUUGAUGAGCAGUAUUUUGCAUACCCAACUUAGGGAUUACUUUAGGCAUUGCCGUUAAUACCACAGGCUGUAGUUGACAUAAAUUCCUAGAUUGAACUUCUGUUUUUGUAAAUCAAACACACGCCUUUGUCCCAACAGGACUUGAACCCUCAACUUAUCAUAUGGAAGGAGGGAGGAGUUUGAUGUAACAGUUAUUUUAUUAUUAUUUUUUAUUGGCAAGCAACACACACACACCCUACUCACACACCCAUUUUGUCUCUUUGGGGACUCUAAAGCUCACCUUUCACUUUGGGAGGUAGAUGGUUAGGCCACAGGACCCUUAACAGUUAUUUCAUAUUUGUAUCAUAUGGAUGGUAGGGUCAUAUCAUUUGAGGUAAUAGUGCUGCAAGUAACUAAUGCUGUAAAAAUAGAUAUAGCAAAUGGUUUUUCUGUUGCUGCAUGUGUUAGGUGUUAGGCUUUCACAACGUUACCUUUGAUGUGUCAUGGGUAUAAAGAGGCAUGCUGUAGCUGAAUGCUUCUUUCGGUAGGAAGGAAGAAAAUUGGAUGGAAGUGAUAGAAGAAGGGAUGAAUGAGCCAUCCCUAGAGAAGAGAUUAUGGUCUUUCCUCUUUUUGUUAGGUUGGAUAAAAGAAAAGAGAAGAAAAUGACAAUUUACUUUGAUCAGUAGGAUAGAAGGAAAGAGAGAUUUUUAAGUUGUUUCUACCAUUAAACCCAUCAUUUACUUUAUUUGUGGGAUUUGUUAAAUAUUUUGAAGGAUGAUAUAGGAAUUUAAAACUUCUAUAAUAGGCUCAAUUGUAUUCUCUCCUCUCUUCCGCCCAUAUUUGGACGGAUGAAAAUUUGUGGAGGAAGGAUGACGCAUCCAUCAUAUUAUCCUUGCUUUCUUUAUAUCAUCUCUACCGAACAGGGAAGUUUGUUCCUUCCUUACUAUUUUCCUUCCACCCCACUUCCUUCCUUCCUACCGAACAAAGCAGAAAACAGACAUUCUGAUCAAACAGAGGCUUCUGCAAUAGGUGCAGGGGAGUAGUCAUGCAGAUAGCGAAUGUUGAAGCCAUUGAGAUACUUGUGGAAUGAUGUAGCAAUGUUGUCAAGAUCCUUCGGGGACAUUAGAAAUUAGAAACAUGCAGUCAGGUGCAGUUGCAGUUGCAGUUGCAGCAACCUGUGCUGAUUAGAAGUAAAUCAGACAUGGUAGAUAGGCUAAACCUGCUGAGAGGACUUGGCCACAGCAAGCAAACCAUGAGCUAGACAUUGCUUGGGUGUAAAGUGAAUGCACGCAAAGUAGUAUAGUAACAGUCCCUAACAAAGUGACUGCAGAACUUAGACGAGGAGGCACUGCAUUACUUAUAGAUGAUCGAUCAGUACUACUCUGCCUUAAAAAAAUAACAGUAGGGGUGGAGCACUCACAUCUAGUUGUAGGCCACUGGUCCGGAUUAGCAAACAAAAUCAGAAUAAUAUAGUUUAGGCCUCGUUUGGUAACCAUUUAUGUUUGAUGUUUAAUUUUUAGUUAAACAGAUUUGAGGAAAAAAACAUGUUUGAUAAUAUUUGUGUUGUUUAUAAAUAGUUCUAACACUCUUAAAGUAGCUCCAGGCAUGAUUUUGCAAACACCAAAAGGAUGUUUAAACCAUUUAUGUUAGGGAAAUACUGUAGCGGGAUGCUGGAGCAAAAUGACACUAGCGGAGAUAAAAUCAUUGUAGCGACUUUUUUAUGCCAAAUGACAAACCAGUUCAGUUCGCCUCAGCUUUGCGCCCUAGAUCAAAAUCGUUUCUUACUCAAAGCCAAUCUCUUCCACCAUCUGUCGCGAUCUCCUCCUACAUCUACCGCAAGCUCCUCCAGCGGCGAGAAGAACUACUUUGCUAUUUUUCUCUCUCCUCCAGGAGGUUUGUUCUCUCACUUUCAUCCUUGUUGUACGUAGAUCUUUCCAGCUCUACACUAUCUUCUUCAUUGAGUUGUUCCUCGGUUUCUCACUCUUUUUCUCUCUCUAAUUUCUUCUCCUCUGUUCAUCUUGCAUUUAGUUCUACUUCUUAAGCUCACUUCAUCACUGAUUGUUGAUUAUUUUUAAACUUGCAUGUAUUUUUAUUUAUUAGUUUUAAUCUGAUCCAUGUAUUGAUAUAUUGCCAUAGUGCUGUGUAGUAUGUGCUUUGUUGCUUCUGCUUGCUUUUCAUGUAACGGAGAACUGGAUGGGCAUUGAAGUUGUUGGCAUCGUCUUGUUGCCUUUUAAAUUGGUUUAUGUUACGUUGUUGAAUCCAUAUUAUUGAUUAUAUCAUUAUUUUUUCUUCAGCUUCAGUACAUUAAUAAAUUUCAUUCCUAGUCAUACAUAAACUUAAAAUAGAAAUUUUAAUGGCAAAUCUAUGAAUUUAACCAAACAUUCAUGAUCAAAUUCAUUAAUGUAUUUUAAGCCUCUGGUUGGAAUUUGAUACCUUAAUUCUAAAAUGCACCUCGUUUGGUGAAAUUAGUGAGAAACAAGCAGACAAGGCCUGUAUAUCAUUGUCUUUUACUCCUUGCAAUGAAAACUAUUUGUUUUAACAGAAGUUCAUUUCAAUAAGAUUAGCUUAAUCCUCUUUCAUUCUUUAGCCAUGUAUAUUCUUUUAAUUAUAGUUUUGACCCUUUUGGGGGUUAUUCUAAGCUCCCUUUCCAAAGGUGGGUUUUUUUUUUUUUGAUAAGUACUCUCUUUCUUAAUUUGUUAUGCGUAUUUUACCCUUACCAAACUUGGUUUUGGCAUCCAAUGCACUUUUGAUUUUUGAAGAUGUCAAGGGUUUCAAUUUAAAAGUAAAUUCAGUAGAUGUUCCACUCCAUGUUUAUUGGUGAUAUCUUAUUUAAGUGACUGAGACUUGCUUUGAAGUUGAUGGGUGGCUUUAUAUUGGUUGGUAGGACACAAGAAUUGCUCUUAUUUCAGUUUAUAGGUGGGGGGAGAGUACUGAUUGCUGAAUAUGCGGGUCAUGUGAGUCUUUACUCCGUAAUUGCACUCAAAUGAAUUUGCAUGUCAUGUUCAGACCCUUUUGUGUGUGUGUGUUUACUACGUAUGCACUAGUUGUGUCUCAGUCCAACUAUGGCAUUCCUUCCUCCUCACGGAUCAUUGAUGCUCCUCAGUUCAGACACCAGUCUAACCAAUAAGUUGUGAUGCUAGAGACUUCAGUUGACAAUUCCAAUUCCUGUAUCGGGGCAUUACAUAUUCCUAGAUGUGUGUGAUGUUUCAUUUGUACAAUAGAGAUAAUUCAAUUAACAAUUGUUUUGUUUUGUUUUGUUUGCUUAUAAUUCAGUUCUAUUUGUGACUA